UGCCCCGGAGACAGGUGUGCCAUUUGCUGUCAUGUUUAAGGAUACAUGGGUUCGAUGGAGAACAUGAAAAAUGCAGCAAGACCGUACCUCUGUAUUUGACCGUAUAUAAAGUCCUCAUUAUAAAACUGAGAAUGAAAAGUAUGCCCACCUGUCUAAAUGUGCUCAGAAGGAUGAGAGGGGAGUGAUGAUGGCAAAGAAUAAGGAGCCGCGUCCCCCAUCAUAUACUAUUAGUGUUAUAGUAGGAUUGUCUGGAACUGAGAAGGAUAAAGGAAACUGCGGUGUUGGGAAGUCGUGCUUAUGUAACCGAUAUGUCCGCCCAACGGCUGAUGAAUAUCACCAUGAACACACCUCUGUUCUUAGCACAAUCGAUUUUGGCGGACGUGUCGUUAACAAUGACCACUUUUUGUAUUGGGGUGACGUAAUACAGAUAGGUGAAGAUGGAGUUGAUUGCAAACAUCAUAUUAUUGAACAGACAGAGUUCAUAGAUGAUCAGACUUUCCUUCCACAUCGAAGUACAAACCUUCAGCCCUACAUAAAGAGGGCAGCAGCUUCAAAGAUUCAGUCAGCGGAGAAACUAAUGUAUAUUUGCACAGACCAACUUGGCCUGGAGCAGGACUUUGAGCAAAAGCAAAUGCCAGAAGGAAAGCUGACUAUAGAUGGCUUUGUUCUAUGCAUUGACGUUAGCCAAGGAUGCAGUCGAAAAUUUGACGACCAGUUAAAGUUCAUCAAUAACCUCUACGUGCAAGUAGUAAAAGCAAAGAAGCCUAUUAUCAUUGCAGCAACCAAGUGUGAUGAGUGUGUCGACCACUAUUUGAGAGAAGUUCAAGGCUUUGCUUCAAACAAGAAAAACCUAAUUGUUGUAGAAACCUCCGCCAGAUACAAUAUAAAUGUUGAGACCUGUUUCACAGCACUAUUUCAAAUGCUGGACAAAACGCGAAGUAAACCCAAGAUCAUUCCUUACCUGGAUGCAUUUAAAACGCAUAGGCAGAUUGUUGCCUCUGCUACUGAUAAAUUUGAAAAACUUAUUGUACAAACAGUGCGUGAUUACCAUGCAACUUGGAAAACUGUUAGUAAUAAAUUAAAAAACCACUCAGAUUAUGAAAAUUAUAUUAACUUAGAGGGAACCAUGAAAGCAAAGAAUACAUUCUCCAAGCACAUAGAACAGCUAAAACAGGAACACAUUCGAAAAAGGAAGGAGGAGUACUUAAAAACACUACCAAGAACACUCAAUACACUGCUGCCAAAACUUGAGGAGAUAGAAGAUUUAAACUGGGCAGAAGCUCUUCGGCUUCUAGAGAAGAGACCUGACUUCAGCCUUUGGUUUAUAAUGCUGGAAAAGACUCCUUGGGACCAGUCAGAUCACAUUGACAAUGUAAAUGACAGAAGGAUUCCUUUUGAUCUUCUCUGCACGUUAGAGGCUGAGAGAGUCUAUCAAAACCAUGUCCAAAACUUGGUUUCUGAAAAGAAGAGAUUAGAAAUUAAAGAGAAAUUCAAAAAAACACUUGAAAAGAAACUGUUUAUUUCCCCUGGUCAGCCAUGGGAGGAGGUUAUAGGUUUUGUUUUCGACGAUGAAGCUUACAAGUUCAUCAGUGAGGCCGAUUGUAUAGUGGUAUACCGCAAGCACCAGCGGGAAAUUAUAGAAAAAGCCAAAGAGGAAUUUCAAGAGAUGCUUUUUGAGCACUCUGAGUUGUUUUAUGACCUAGAUCUUAAUGCUACACCAAGCACUGAUAAAAUGAGUGAAAUUAAUGCGGUCCUUGGAGAAGAACCUAGAUAUAAAGCUUUGCAAAAGCUUGCAACUGACAGAGAAUCUCUUCUUCUUAAACACAUAGGAUUUGUUUAUCACCCUACCAAGGAGACUUGUCUUAGUGUCCAAAGCUGUAUGGACAUUAAAGUGGAACAAGUUCUUGCCAACAGUCUCUUGCAAUCAAAUCUUGGCCGUCUGAACAUGUAUCAAGAUGGUACUAACCUCGACAAAGUUAACCUACUAAUUCUUGGGAAAGACAGUCUGGCUCAAGAGAUGGCCAAUGAAAUAAGGACCCAGUCAACAGAUGAUGAGUUUGCACUAGAUGGAAAAAUUUAUGAAUUAGAUUUGAGAGCAGUGGAUGCUAACUCUCCUUAUCUUUUUAGCCAGUUAUGGACUGGAUUUAAGCCACAUGGGUGUUUCUGUGUGUUUAGCUCUAUUGAGUCACUUAAUUUUAUAGGUGACUGUAUUGGCAAAAUUAGAUGCGAGGCCCAGGCAAGAAGAGAUAAGGAUUUUGCAAGCCUUCCAUUCACAUUAAUUUUAGCCAACCAGAGAGAUAGUGGCAGCAAAAACCUGCCAAUCUUGAGACAUCAAGGACAGCAGCUGGCAAAUAAACUCCAGUGCCAUUUUGUGGAUAUACCUGCUGGCACAUUCCCACGUAAAUUUAACGAAGCUCAAAUAAAGCAAGCUCUUAGGGGAGUACUAGAAUCUAUUAAGCACAAUUCAGAUAUUGCAAGCCCUGUUCCGGCUAUUAAAGACCUUUCAGAAGCAGACUUAAGAAUUGUAAUGUGUGCCAUGUGUGGGGAUCCAUUCAGCGUGGAUCUUAUUCUUUCUCCCUUUUUAGAAUCCCGCACUUGCAGUGCUGCCCAGCCUGGCCAAAAUAAUUCUCUGAUGCUUGAUAAAAUCAUUGGUGAAAAACGAAGGCGGAUUCAGAUAACCAUUUUGUCAUACCAUUCUUCUAUUGGUAUUCGAAAAGAUGAGCUUGUCCAUGGGUAUAUUCUAAUUUAUUCAGCAAAACGAAAAGCAUCUAUGGGAAUGCUUCGUGCUUUUCUUUCAGAAGUCCAGGACAGUAUUCCUGUUCAGUUGGUAGCUGUAACAGACAGCCAAGCAGACUUCUUUGAGAAUGAAGCCAUUAAAGAAUUGAUGACUGAAGGAGAGCACAUUGCCACUGAAAUUUCUGCAAAGUUCACAGCUUUAUAUUCACUGUCUCAGUAUCAUCGUCAGACAGAGGUUUUCACACCAUUCUUCAGUGAUGUUUUGGAAAAGAAGACUUCCAUUGAAAAUUCUUAUUUGGCAGAAAGCAGUAGGGAGCCAGGUCAGCCUUGUGAGGAUGUUUUUCUUCAUUCACCCCGUGGAAACUCGCCAGCAUACAGUUGCUACCCAGAUUCUGAGGAUGACUCGGAAGCCCCCCCUCCAUACAGUCCCAUUGGGGACGAUGUGCAACUGCUGCCAAAGUGUAAUUUGGAUAAUGAAGGGAAUGAGUAUCCCACACAUAGCACUCCGUUAAAUUGCCACGAUCAUGAGCGCAACCAUAAAGUGCCUCCCCCAAUAAGACCCAAGCCAGCUGGACCCAAGUCAAAAGUAAAUAGGCUAGACCCAAAUCUUGUGAAAACUAUUGAAGCUGGUAUUAGUAAAAACCCAAGAAAGCAAACUUCUCGCUUUCCUUUGGUGCACCCAGAAGAUGCUGAUUCAUCUGAAAACUACGCAGAGCCGGUUGACACACUAUUCAAAUCCAAAGAUUUUAUCAAUGACAUCUACGCAGUACCUGAUGACAGUCAAAACCACCACUUAAAAAUGCCCCAUUUAUUCCCCAAUGCAAAAGGAGAUGAAGAAAACGGUAUUUCUGAUCGACCGAGAGGCCAGGGAGAGAGAAGGCCAUCAAAAUAUAAGUACAGGUCAAAGACACUAUUCAGCAAGACAAAAUUGUAUACCUAUCGACGAAGCCAUUCAGAUGCCAGUGAUGAGGAAACUCUUCCCAUCACUGGAAUCGUUGGAAAGGAUAGAAAGUGGAAACCAACGCAUAGGCCAAGUGAAGAAGAUCCUCUUCUUUCCCCAGUUGACACUUGGAAGGGGGGUAUCGAUAAUCCAGCAAUCACUUCUGAUCAGGAGCCGGAUGAAAGAAAAACAAAGAAGAAGCCACCUAAAGUGAAAGAAGACAAGAAGAAAAAGAAGACCAAGCCUUUUAACCCACCGACACGGCGGAACUGGGAGAGCAAUUAUUUUGGCAAGCCCCUUCAGGACCUGGUGACUCCAGAGAAGCCUAUUCCAGUCUUUGUAAAGAAAUGUGUGGACUUCAUUGAGGACUCAGGACUGGGUACAGAAGGUCUGUAUCGUGUGAGUGGCUAUGUACAUAUAUAA
Molecule: messenger RNA, 4099 nt
Organism: Nanorana parkeri
Lineage: Eukaryota; Metazoa; Chordata; Amphibia; Anura; Dicroglossidae
Gene: ARHGAP5
Product: Rho GTPase activating protein 5
Biological process (GO): signal transduction
Source: RefSeq, a predicted model, not a curated record